This is a messenger RNA of Thelazia callipaeda (thelaziosis nematode), 486 nucleotides long. NCBI's taxonomy places the organism in Eukaryota, Metazoa, Nematoda, Chromadorea, Rhabditida, Thelaziidae. The record is from the annotation of a GenBank genome assembly.
CAUGACCAAAUAUUAAACGUUUCAAUGGUCAAAGCACUACAAGAGGAAGAACAAAACCAAAAUGUUACUUGUCAGGAAAAUGCAAGUUUUAGCAAUCAUAUACAACUAAUUAAACGUAUACAACAUGGACUACAGCAUUACCAGCAGCUUGUUGAUGCAGAAAAGCAAUUUAGAUGUAAAAAAUGUGCAGAAUCGUUUUCGCAUUUUAACUUUCUGAAAAGACACAAAAAAAUUCAUGCAAAUCACAAACCUUAUGAGUGUAGUAAAUGUAACAAAUUAUUCCGUUAUGUUUCUGAAUUAAAAAUGCACAAAAAAACUCACAUUGAUAAUAACAUUCAUCAAUGUUUGCAAGAUGAAAGAUGCCAAAAUGAAAUUUGUCAUUUCAAAAAAUGUACAAAAGAAAACAUCAAAUUGAUAAAGCAACGAAAUUUUGCAGGAAAAAGAAACAAUUCACUAGUCGAGAAGAAGCAAACACUUAACCUUUGA